Messenger RNA from Amoebophrya sp. A25, 356 nucleotides. The record is from the annotation of a GenBank genome assembly. Lineage: Eukaryota; Dinophyceae; Syndiniales; Amoebophryaceae.
AGAUGAUGAAACAUAAGAUUCAACAGCAUACGUCGGUGGCCUUUAACAUGAUGGAUGGAAGUGGGUCCAACGUUUUCGCCGGGGAAAAUGAUAAAGCGAUUUCCAUCGGAGCAGGGGGCUCCUCAGCAAGCGCAUUGAGCAUGAUGAAGUUACAUGGCAGUGGCGCCGCGGGUCCAGAACACUUUGCGGCCGCUGUUGAUCUGGGCUCAGGUGCUGGCGGAGGAGGAGGUGGAGCGUCACUAGGUAGUCGUCGUAGUGCAUGGUCACCGGGAAAUCGUCGCAUGCCACGACGCUGCUUCACGUCUGGGGCUUUGGAAGACGCCUCUUCACGGCUAGAAAGCGAUGAAGGGGAGGAG